Messenger RNA from Suricata suricatta (meerkat), 3304 nucleotides. RefSeq names its product chromosome 3 C1orf116 homolog (gene C3H1orf116). The transcript is spliced from 4 exons. The record is from RefSeq and is a predicted model, not a curated record. Lineage: Eukaryota; Metazoa; Chordata; Mammalia; Carnivora; Herpestidae. Bases 199 to 2043 code for a protein of 614 amino acids.
CUGGAGGAGAUCCGAAGAAGAAAACAGUGAAGGCUGGGGAAGCAGUCUCUGUCUCCGUCUCUGCCCUUUGAAAUAAAAGGGUAUUUCUUUCUUCUCUUCAGCCCCUCAUCCAGUGAAGGCCGGCUUGGGACAUUCUUCACUUCCCUUCGCUUCCCCUCUGGGAGCCCCUUUCACCGCCCCUGCACCUUGCUUCAGGCGAUGCCCAAGAGCGAGCUGUGGCCAGCGGGGCCUGGCUCAGAACCCGUGACCCGCAUCGGCAGCUGCGACAGCAUCAUGAGCACCGUGUCCACCCGCUCUGGAUCUAGCGACAGCAGCUACGACUUCCUGUCCGCUGAAGAGAAGGAGUGUCUGCUCUUCCUGGAGGAGACCAUCGGCUCACUGGAUGCUGAGGCUGACAGCGGACUGUCCACUGACGAGUCUGAGCAAGACACAACCCCCCGUGACCCCCGAGCACUUCCCGUAACUCAGCCUGCUCUUCAGGGAUAUCCAGGGGAGACAACUGUUCCACACGGACCGGAGCCAAGGAGAGGGACUCAGUCCAGCUCACCCCUGCUUGAGCCCCAAGGCCUGGGCCUCAGGUCUGGCUCCCGUAGCCUUCCCAGAAAUAUCCACAUCGGCAGCAAGCAGGACCUCGGGGAAGGCACCACCCAGACGAGUAGCCACAUCCCGGGCAGACCUGAGGGGCCUGUCCUAGAACCCAAGAGAGAGCAGGCCAGCCAAAGAAGGGAGCCCCUCAAGGCUCCCGCUGGUCCCCCGACGCCUGCCCCUGAGCUGGGCACGGUACCCAUCCCCCCACCAGAGGCCUUUCGGGACACCCAGCCAGAGCAACGUGGGGAAGGCGGCCUGCCCACGGAGCCAGGGCCACAGAGCCAUACGCCCCGGCUCCAUUCAUCACAAAGCCCCCAGGAGAAGGAGACUUCUUCAGAGGCCAUGUCCCAAAAAGCCACCGAGAAAAGCUCAACAGGGGGACCAGAGCAGCCUCAGCCUCCUCCCGCCAUGUCAUCUCAGAGUAUGAGAGCCGAAGAUGCUCCCAUCCCUUCUGGGGGGGACCCGAGUGCCCGGCUGGCGCCCUUCACAGCUCCUAAGCCCCGGAAGCUGCCACCCAAUAUCAUUCUCAAGAGCAGUCGAAGCAGUUUUCACAGUGAGCCCCACAACUGGUUGUCUCGCCACUCUGAGACCACCCCGGGAGACUCCAGCCCAGCCUCCUCCUCGCUGCAGGAACAGAAGAAAGCGCGCCGAGAGGCCCUGGAGAAGCUGGGGCUACCCCAGGACCAGGAUGAGCCUGGCCCCCACUUAAGUAAACGCACCACCUCCACCCGGCUCAAGGAGACCCAGGCCCAGGCCCCUUUCCCGGCUCCAGCUCUGGCUCAGCUGACACGGCCUGCUCAGAACACAGCCGCUGCACCUGCUGGAGGGAAGGCUCCGGCUCCCACUCUGACUCGGGGACCUUCUCCAGUGAAGGCUCCGGCUCCAACUCCAGCUCAGGGUCCUUCUCCAGGCAAGGAUUUGAUUCCUGCCCAGGAGCCCACUCCAGGCAAGGUUCCGGCUGCCAAAUCCAUGCCAAUUCCUAUCCCAAAGGCCCCUGGGGCAGGUGGUCCCUUGACUCAGCCAAAGCCAGACUCAGGGCUGACUCUCCAGGAGAGCAACAUCCCCGGCCUGAGACAGAUGAACUUCAAAUCCAACACUCUGGAGCGUUCAGGAGUGGGGCUGAGCAACUACCUCUCAGCUGAGAAAGACCCCAGCCCCAAAACCAGCAACUCUCUGGGCAAGGGCUCCUUCUUGGACAAGAUGUCUCCCAAUGUCUUGCGUAACUCGAGGCCCCGGCCUGCCUCCUUGGGCACGGGGAAGGACUUUGCAGGGAUCCAGGUGGGCAAGUUGGCUGACCUGGAGCAGGAGCAGAGCACCAAGCGCCUGUCCUACCAAGGACAGAGCCGCGACAAGCUGCCUCGACCCCCCUGUGUCAGUGUCAAGAUCUCCCCAAAAGGUGUCCCUGAUGAGCACAGAAGGGAGGCUCUGAGGAAGCUGGGACUAUUGAAAGAAUAGUCACUGGCCACCAGCAUGGCCCCGCCAUCCCUGCCUCGCCCUCUGCCGCACAGGGGGCUCAGGUCCUCUCCCACUCAACAGCUCAGGGCUUGGACAAGGGUGAACUUCUUUCCAGUGCUUACCUCUCUCUGAGGCAAAGAGGGGGAAGAGAUUGGAUUCCAGCAUACACAUAUGUUUAUGUUCAGAGUGGUUGUGUCAGUGAGUGUCUGCCCAAAUCAUCCUGAAGAUGAUUUUCACAAGAUGGUGUGUGUGUGUGUGUGUGUGUGUGUGUGUGUGUGUGUACUAUAGGUUGUAUAUAUCAUUGAAGCUAUUUAUAUGACACAAGGAGUCAAGGCUCAGAGUUCUGCUUGUGUUGGAGAUUUUCUUACACUGAGUAGAGUUCAGCCCAGCCAGAACCGAGGGGAGAGGGGGGCUGAGCUCGAGGGAAAAAAGGUCAGAUGAGACAAUGGAUGUGCCAGGGACAUUAGGCAAAUGCAGCAUCCUGUGAAAUGUGGGUCUCCCAGAAUCCCCGUGUGGAAGGAGACUGGCUCAUACCUUUCAGGAUCCCUCUCUUGGUUCUGACCUUCUGGACAAGAGCCAGAAGGAGUAGGUCUGUCAUCUUCUACUCAGUCCCAAGGGUAGGACAGACACAUCCCUGUAGCUAAAGCUGUUGACUGAGAUCAGAAGAGCUCUGGUUGGCCUGAGAAGGCAAGACAGUGACCACACAGCACAGUCCACGGGGGAGGACCCCUGUCCACAGGCUUGAUGAAUCGAUAAUAACCCGUGCAGUGGUCCCUGACUGGGACAUCCCUAUUCUCCUGCUCCCGCUUUCCGCCUGCAUGUGACUGACCCCAGGGCCAGGCCAACACUGAGAUGGGAGUCUGAGCCCAAAAGCUUUCUAAAUACCAAAGAACUGUUUGAGGCCUUAUCUACGCUAAUGCACGUAGUUUUUUUUAUGUUUCUACGGGAAGGUAACACAACAUUCUCUGCUAGUUACUCAUAGAAUAUCAGAGCUGGGAGGAAUCUUAGAGACAAGACUCUCGUGACCCACGCUGCUGGGGAAGGGAAGGGACUCAUCUGCGGUCACUGUGCCAUUCAGUGACAGAGCAAGGACUCUGGCUCCUCAUUCCAUGCUGCCUGCUGCCUCCCUCAAGCAGUACUUUUGUACAUCCACACAGCACUCUGAGGAUCGGUAGUCACUACCAAAGGCUCAACCCUUAAAGCCCUUCAAGAUCCUAAAGUGUCUUCUGAAACAUCAGACAUUAAAUGUUGUUCAAGACCA